This is a messenger RNA of Alternaria alternata, 860 nucleotides long. RefSeq lists its product as hypothetical. The transcript has a single exon. Bases 191 to 592 code for a protein of 133 amino acids. Lineage: Eukaryota; Fungi; Ascomycota; Dothideomycetes; Pleosporales; Pleosporaceae. The record is from RefSeq and is a predicted model, not a curated record.
CUCGACUUCCUUUCAUUGUAACCUUCGGUCAUCGUCAGCAUCACUUGACGAACUACCAUCGCUAGCAGCUCAAAAGUUGGAAUCGUCCGAUCAAAGACACCAUCGACAGAUCUCAUUACGCUUGAGCACCAAGAUCAGCAGAGGCUAGAAGAAGACAUCGAAUCCUCCACGACACUACCAAAUAAACAAAAUGGCACCAGCGCCUACCUCAACCUUCACACCUGAAGCCCCACCAGCCAUAAUCCCCAACGCCAGCUCCCGUAGCGACGGCUUUAGUCCCGGCGCUAUCAUUGGCAUUGUGAUAGCCAUCGUCUGUCUUCUCCUCGCCGUACCCUUGAUUGCCAUCUGCCUUCGGCGAUACGAAAAGACACGUCUGCGGGAGACACCCAAAAGCCCAGGAAGCAGCAACAUCAGUCUACGCAGCGUGCAAGAGCACCACAGCUUGAGCAGUAUACUCGUGACGAAGGAGUUGUCGCGGUCGAGUAUAAGGAUGGAGAGGGUUGACUCGGGGAUCAAGAGGCCAGAUGAGGUUUAUGAGAACGGAAGAGAAAGGGAGAGAGAGUGGAGCUGUACUGAGGUCAGAGGUGGGUGAUAAGGUCGGGUUGGCCAAUGGCAUUGCUUCCAAUAGCGAUGCGGACAUCAUACGGAAUGCAUGCAGGUAACGCUACAUAUGGCAUCAGCGUCUCUGGCAUACAACACCUGCGACGGCAGUACACAUGCAUGUACUAGGUCGGUGCUACAAGAAGGCAUCAGCCAACGAUCGGGGACGGUAAUGAAGCGUUAUAACGGUGGUGGCUGCGGAACCGGACCGCGCCGUAGCUGACCUGGCCGUGCGCGCCCAUUGCAAAUGCUUACGAAAA